AUGAGCGCUCCGCCUCUACAAGAUCCUUCUUUGGUGGGCAUGUCAGCCCAUACUGGGGCUCAGGGCGGAGCAGUUCCUUUUCCCAAGCGCAGCAUGCACCUCCUUUCACAGAGCCGUCUUAUUACGGAUGGCACAGCUCACCACUUCAUUCUUUGUUCCCCGGCAGAAGCGGUGGACAUGGCAGCUGUCCAGCGCCAGUGUUCUGUAUCCACCCCAAAGGGCGCUGAAGGAGUCACUCUCUAUCAUGCGCCGUAUUCAGGCGGAUCGGGGCGCAGGGUUGUUGCAGUUUCUGUUCCCAUUUCUCUUGCGGCCUCUUCAGUCUUAGCAAUGGAGCUCCUCAAGAAGCGCCUGUUUGCAUGGGAAGACGAGCUCAAUGCUUCUUUUGGAGCCAUGGAUGAGGACGAUGAUCCUUCUGGUUCUGGUGAUGCAGCGGCAGGGAGACAGCAGGUUGGAACCGCUGCAGCUGGUACUAGUACGGCUGCAAGCGUCUCUUUAGGCCAGCCAAUGGGCCACCAGCAAGUAGCCCCUGCUUCUGGAAGCGCAGUCGACGCCACAGCGGGUACAGGGGCUGGUGGGGGUCCUGUGCGAGCACAUCCAGGGCCUACUACCGUGACAGCCCCACAGGGCGUGACAGGGGCCCCCAGUCAGCCAAGCUCUGGGGGUCAGCGGCCAACCUUAUUCAAUCUGCUUGAGGCAUUGGCAAGCGACAGUGUAACGACGCCCGACCAGCGGAACUCGAUUCGUGGCAUUGUUACGGAUUUCCUGAACCACGACCUUCCCCAUUCAAAAGUAUACAGUUUCAUUGGGGCCGUUGUUGGCCACGAUGUGCUCCAUACAAUCGUGAGGAAGCUGGAGAACGAACCCGGCAGACUUGGAGUACCUGACGCAGGGGGGCUGGCUAGGAUAGAGAAAGCCUUCGGGCUUAGCAAAACCACAAACCAGCAACCGGCUCACAGCCCUCAGCCCUCAGGGAGCGCCAGCAGCACGACGCCCCACGGUGUUGUAGCCGGAGGGGCUCGAUCGGCAGUGGGGGUUCCCCAGGAUCAGCAACAGACGGCUAGCGGCGCUUUCGAUGGUGGAGCCUCAGGACCAGGCCUCACGAGUAGAGAUGCCAUUCUUAGGGUGAUCAGACGCAACCUGGACUCAAGGAGGAUGCCGCCACAAAGCACAAAGGAUGUCUUUGAGAAGGUUCGCUGGUUGCCAGUGCGGCGCCCUCUCACCCCCGUCCCAGUGUUCGGGCACACGCUCAUAUCCUUCAGCAACAAGGCAAUAUUCUUUGGGGGGACCAACGAGAGAGGGGAAGGCGUAAGCUUCCGCAGUGCUUGCAUUAUCAACCUAAACUUUUUCUCUUCCCGCAUAUUUGUCUUCUGCGGGGAAUAUCCGUCAGAAAGAGAUGGCCACAGCACCAACGGUCUUACCUUGCAGCACACCCCAGGUGUGAUUCUUUUCGGAGGCCUGUCGGGUAAUCACUUUUGCAAUGAUGUUUACAUUCUGGAGCUGGAUUUCAAGAGAUGGGUACGGAAGCAUCCAGCUGGGCUGCCACCAGCUCCGCGUGACCAGCAUGCGGCGUCAGUUUUCCCAGCUAAGACGGAAACGGGGAAUUGGCGGGAGAACAGCUCAGAUCAUCUGUCCGAGUUUCUGUUUGUUUUCGGUGGGCGGACAGGGAACCCAAGCGUUUCAUUCCACUGCUUGAAUGACAUGUGGGCUCUGCACAUUCCGAGCAACACAUGGACUGAAGUUCGUGUUGGGGAUACCAAACCGCCUCCUCGGUACGGCUUUUCCAUGAUAUGGUCGGAAGACCUUCACUUGAGUUUAUUUGGCGGAGAGACGCACGGCGCCAACGGGAGGGUCUCCUGCAGAGAGCGAGUGCUGCUUGAAGACUUCUGGCAUUUCAAGAUUAAGGAUAUAGUGAAUGAGGCACACUCUGGACCAGUAGUUGUAGGAGAGUGGCAACAGGAAAUCUACGAAGGGAAAAUGGGCCCGCGCUCCCACUAUGCAGCGAUAUUCAUCACCCAGCGCUACCAGGAGCCUAGGGCAGAGCCACGUACAAUUGAACGGCUUAUGCUAAUAACGAGUGGUGUGACAACCGUUAUGGAGGGUGGUCGAGUCCGGGCCACGGAAACCGACCAGAUUAGUGUGUACUUCUUUUCCAAAAAGCAAUGGUAUACUGUCAAACCCCGAUAUCCUGCGGAUUAUGUCGGGGAGCCGUUUGGUGCAAGGCAGCGCCAUGUUGCCUGCUUUUUCGAGACUCACAACAUAGCAUCCAAGCCCAACCGCCCCCCUGUCCCGUGCCUGUUCAUUCAUGGCGGGUUCAGGCGUCAUCAGGUGCUUGGAGACGCUUGGGUUCUGUCUCUCACUGGGGAUGAUCCAUACAAGGGGCUAAUGGCUCAGGGCGGCCCAGGCGCGGUUCCCUGCCCUGUCGGGGGAGAGUCGCUACAUUCUCAUCUCAUGGGCCACGGCAUAAACUCAAUGCGAAUGACACCCUCGUGGUACCAACGGGACACCCAUACUCCUGGGAUCCUCUGGGCACUUUGCAGCCAGCAGAGGUGGCUUAUGGGGGCCAUUGCACAGCUGGUGGACAACGCCAUGCACCCGUCUGUAGGCUGCCGUAACGUUUGGAUCAAGUUCGAAGAGACUCCCGACAAAGAUCCAAUGCUCUCUGUGCAAGACGACGGGCAAGGACUUGAUUACCCGGCAAUGAAUAAGCUGUUGCGCCUCUAUGGUAGCUUCGAGCCGGGGGAACGUCGCCGAAAGGGAUACGAGUAUGGCUGCGGCUUCAAGAUGGCCUACGGUCGUAUUGCCUCGAGCUGUGCCAUAAUGUCGAGAACGCAAGGAACUAUUGGCAUAGGCAUGCUGUCCCUUGAACUGAUGGGCCAUUGCGAUGCUCGGGAAAUUGCUGCGCCAAUGUGCAUGUGGCGUUUGCCGAACAAGGAGCUCAUCAAUAGGGACCCCAACAACAUGGCGGAUCACCGGCACCACCAGCGCCUGCUGAUGACUUACACACCAUUCACAACCCCAUCGCUUCUGGCGGAGCAGAUCAACGUGCUGGGUACCAUGCCGGGGUCUCGCAUGGUGUUUUGGGAUCUUCGAGAUGACCUGGAUUCCUUGGUGGUGGACCCUCGAGAUAACAUGAUGUACCUGUCGUCGGCUCCGGACGUCCGCCUGCCAGUCCAGGGGAGGUGUGGAAGCUCUCCCCCGUCAAGGAACGGCGAAACCGGGGCAUGCUCGUCAGAGGUCAAGACGGCGGACCAUUUGAGCCCCUCACCUGGGUCGCGUGCGACGGAAGGCAAGCCAGUGGAAGCCCAUGGGGUCCCGAACGGAUUUGUGUCUGAAAGUUCAAAAAAUGGCAACGAGGAAAAGCCACAUGCAAUUCGCGAUCCGUGCCGGCCACCCGUUGAUGAAACUGUUGCAACUAAUACGCACGUAGGGCCUGCAAUGUUGGAUGUGGACGAAGAUGGGAAACCGCUAAACACUUCAUUGCAGGGUGAGUCCAGUCAUGCAGAAGAUAGGAGUUCUGGAGGAGCUGUAAAAUCGGAGCAGCCACCUGAAGUGGGUUCAGAGCGUACCAGCUCUGCCGACGUCCAAGUGGAGCAGGCAAGAAGCCAGAAAGCACUGCCUCCGCAUUUCCCCCUUUGGACAACUGCAAGACAUUCACCAGACUAUUGCUUGGCCACUUACUUAUUUUGGCUUAAUUUGCAUGCACCGGCCACCAUUCACGUCCAAGGCAUGCCUCUUACACCUCAGCCGUUGAGUUACGGCGGACGACAGAGGGAGCCACGAGAAACAAAGGCUGCGUCGGAGGUGGCGGAAACUGCUGCUGAAAUGCAUAUCAGUAAGGAGCAGCAGGAGGCGGCAGAGUUACAGGCAGAGGCAGCAAGCGGCCUCAUUGCAUCAAUAUCGAGACCUCAGACUGCCUUGGCAGAAAAGCGGUCUUCUGAUGGGGAGCUCAUGGCAGACGGCAGCACUAUUUCGCCUUCAUUGUAUCUCUUCUUGAAGCAGCGCCUUUAUGCUCCGGCAGAACUUUCGUACCUUUUUACGCCAGCGGAUCAUGAUGCCGGAUGCUUCGCGUUGAUGGGUUUUUUGAAUGACCCGAUGAACGAGUCAUCACAGCCCAGGGUUUGCGAGGCAGGGGUUAUGUUGUACUUCAAGCAACGCCUUAUUCGAAAGCUGGAGUGCACGUUUCCAGACGCACCGAAGUACAUUGAGGCAUCGCGAUAUCCCCCGAGUGAGCGCCUCUUCGGGCAAGAUGGGGAACCUCCGCAAAUAUGCAGAUAUGCCUUCACCGCGGUGAUAAAUGUCCCGGAGUGGAUGCUACCUUCCUUGAACAAGCAGGAGUUUCUUCACGAGAACAACAAACCAUAUCUCACAUUUAAGGCGAGAUGCCUGAAGCUGAUGCAGGACUAUCUUUCUCGUUGCAGGAGUCCACAGGCGUUGAAUUCAUGGAUCGAACAGAGAGCAAAACGGCUGGCUGAGUAUCAAGAUAUGCAACGGCGAAACAGGCCGAAACGUCGCCUCAAUGAAGACCUAACUGACGAGGAGCAGCCUCGUCGCAGCCCAACUCCGCCCUUGACGCACUCGAGCUCUGGAGCUCCCAUUUGGACGGGGCAGCGCGGCAGUAAUGCAGGUUCUGCGGAGGAUGGCACUGGUACAACGAAACAAGUACAGGAGUCAGGUGGAGCUGAAGACCCGCCGGCAUAUUCCAACGAUGGGGAAGCUGCCGGUGAAGAGCCGAUGGCUGCAGCAGCUUCCGUCAGGAAGGGUGAACUGAGCACCGACGAAAUGGCUCAGGAUGGAAAAGGAGCACCUGCAGACAUUCCUGUUACAGGUUACACUGAGUCAGAAGAGAAGGAGACAAAGGAGGAAGGUGGUGGCGAUGUCACGGGAGAAGCAGCAGUUACGAACAAGUCAGAAGAAUCCUGGACUCAACCUGUCGCUUCAGCAGAGGAUGCUCCAGCGGCGGAUUGA
This is a messenger RNA of Eimeria maxima, 4965 nucleotides long. RefSeq lists its product as hypothetical. NCBI's taxonomy places the organism in Eukaryota, Apicomplexa, Conoidasida, Eucoccidiorida, Eimeriidae. Gene Ontology annotation, molecular function: protein binding. Bases 1 to 4965 code for a protein of 1654 amino acids. The transcript is spliced from 15 exons. The record is from RefSeq and is a predicted model, not a curated record.